GACUUUGGAGUUAACAAAGGUGGUUGCGGAAGUGGUAACAAUGCUGGUUGCAAAGGUACCGAGAGGGGAGGACAUGGUGCUUAUGGAUUAGGUAUUAGCAAUGGAAAUAGUAAUGAAGGUUCAAAUGGAAAUCUUGAAGAUUUCAAUAAUGAAAAUAAUGAUUGUCAAAUGAGUCCUGAAGGUUGUCCGGCCCCUUAUAGUCUCACGCAAGGCACGAACAGCAUUGAGAGUUUGAAUGAAGAAAAUAGUUUACCACCUCCACCUCCACCUCCACCUCCACUCCCUUUACUCGAAACAGAUCUGAGUGGUACGCACACACAACAGAAAAUCGCACCAGUGGUAUCAAAAUUAAAACAGCAUGAGCAACACGAAGAAAUCAAGCUAAUGCAACAACCCUCACCACUUGCAUUCUCUUCAGCUUUGAUGCCCCUCGGUGAUGGGCAGUUAUGGAAGGGCCAUCAGUUCAUUCGUGCUUCACAACCGAUCCAUCCACUUCCUCUUAACAUGUUUUCAUUCUUUGCUUGA
Thelazia callipaeda (thelaziosis nematode) is the source of this 525-nucleotide messenger RNA. Lineage: Eukaryota; Metazoa; Nematoda; Chromadorea; Rhabditida; Thelaziidae. The record is from the annotation of a GenBank genome assembly.